AUGCAUUUACGAACACCAUAUUCGUCUUUGAGACUCCUUGCCAUACUUACCUCUAUAUUACUUCCUCUACCUGGUCUUUCAAUAACCAGAUAUGAAAGACAUGUUAUGGAUUCCAGCGAACCUCCUGCAGAAGAAAUAAGUAUGACUGCAUUUGGUUGGAAAGUCACCAUUAUAACGACCCUGGUAUUAUUGGGUGGUGUAUUUGCCGGAUUAACAAUAGGUCUCAUGGGAUUAGAUGAGACGAAUCUGCAAGUACUAGUCGCUUCUGGAGCAACCCACGAACGGAAACAUGCCGCGAAAGUAUUGGGCCUUCUGCAACGAGGAAAACACUGGGUUCUUGUGACGUUGCUCUUGUCUAACGUCAUCGUUAAUGAGACCUUGCCUAUAAUCAUGGAUUCGGUGUUUGGCGGAGGAUGGCCCGCCAUCUUGAUAUCCACAGCGUUGAUUGUGCUGUUUGGAGAAAUAAUUCCGCAAGCUUUCUGUGUUCGACAUGGACUGGCCAUUGGAGCAAAUUGUGCAUGGUUUGUUCUGAUAUUGAUGUAUCUAUUGUAUCCGAUUGCUCGUCCAAUUGCGGAGUUAUUGGAUUAUUGCCUUGGUGAACAUCAUGGGACAAUAUACCGAAAGUCAGAAUUGAAGACCUUUGUUUCUCUGCAUAAGAAUGGAGGCAUUGAGAGUCUCAACGAAGAUGAAGUGACAAUGAUCGGUUCUGUGUUGGAACUCAGGGAUAAACCUGUCUCUUCAAUAAUGACCCCAUUAGAGAAUGUGUAUAUCUUGAGUGCCGACGAUAUUCUUGACCAGAAAACAGUAGAUGAGAUACUUUCCGCCGGAUAUUCUCGCAUACCUGUGUACGCACCGCCUAAUCCUACAAACUUCAUUGGAAUGCUUCUUGUGAAGAAGCUGAUUAGCUAUGAUUGUCAACACUCAUUUCCUGUUAGAGAUAUCCCUCUCAAUUCUUUACCAGAGACUGCGCCAAAUACAAGUUGUCUUGAAAUUUUAAAAUUCUUCCAAGAAGGCAGAAGUCACAUGGUUCUUGUCUCUGAGGAUCCGGGUGGCGAGGGCGCUGCUAUCGGUGUCGUUACUUUGGAAGAUGUUAUCGAGGAGUUGAUUGGAGAGCAAAUAAUUGAUGAAACAGACGUUUACGUUGAUGUUCGCAGUAAAAUCAAAGUUGUUCGACAACCACCACGACAAAUUCGUUCUCGUUUGUAUCCGUAUAUAUCAAAUGCGUUUGGUCCGACUAAUAAUUCAGCACAGUUUACGCAGACCCCACCAAUAAUUCAUCCAGAGACUGCAAAUCAACGCCAUGAUCGUAAGCCUAACGCUUAUCUUGACUCACGAUCUCGACCUCAGUACACUUAUUAUGCUAAGAAUAUACUGAACGCAUCGGCGCGGAAUAAGAAAUCAAGGCCUAUAUUGCCCAAAAAUUUCACGUCAGAAGAGUAUACCAAUAAACCAGAUAGCUAUGAUGCAACGGAUGACCACGGAUCUAAGUUGCAAUUUAACGGAAUGUAUGGAAGUAGCCAAGGCGAUAAUCUUAAUAAGGGGAGUAUCUAUACUGUGAUAAAAGAAGCGAGUUUUGGUGUUACUGAGAGAAGUCCUCUUCUUGAAAAUAGGUAA
Molecule: messenger RNA, 1614 nt
Organism: Paraglomus brasilianum
Lineage: Eukaryota; Fungi; Glomeromycota; Glomeromycetes; Paraglomerales; Paraglomeraceae
Source: the annotation of a GenBank genome assembly